Messenger RNA from Limulus polyphemus (Atlantic horseshoe crab), 3918 nucleotides. RefSeq lists its product as uncharacterized. The record is from RefSeq and is a predicted model, not a curated record. Lineage: Eukaryota; Metazoa; Arthropoda; Merostomata; Xiphosura; Limulidae. Gene Ontology annotation, molecular function: RNA binding. The transcript has 9 exons. Bases 204 to 2576 code for a protein of 790 amino acids.
GUCGUGUGAGAGAAAGUGUAGCCACGUGGGGUAGUUGUGUUUUUGGUUGUAAUUUAAUUGUAGUUUUAAACGAUUUAGCGAGAGGACUGUGCACUGACAAAUAAAGUGUAAGCAAAAUCUAUCAGCUCAUUAUAGAUAGAAAACGGAAUUGAUUUUCAUAAAAAUCAAAAAGAAAAGGUUUUGAAACCAAGAAGUUGAGACUAAUGGCAGGGUUAUCUCCACGCACAAUUGCUGUGUGUGCUAUCCCUGCUCUUAUUGCCAUUUUGUCCAUUAUUUGGUUGAGGAAAAACCGAAAGAAAUCACCUAAACGGGACAGAAGUCUUGUAAACAAACAUCUAGAACAGGAAAGAGAAGGUGAUUUACCUUUCGUUGCUCCAGUUGCAUUUCCAACAACCACUAGGACUCUAUCAGGAGGUGAAGAAGAUGUCUCUAAAAUACUUGCUACGAGAAACUUAAAUGAAGAGUUUGAAGGAUUGCAUAAAAUAUGCAAGGAGGAUGAAUUGUGUCAGGUUCGUGAUGAUAAGUUGUAUGAAUCAGAGAAUCCAAAACAGAAAGUUGAGCCAGAAAUUGUGAGAAAACAUGUUAUCAAAGAUGAAUCUUACCCAAAAUUAAGUGGUAUUAUUACACCGAACAAAGAGAGGGAGUUAAUUAAUGAAAUCAUUCAUGCUGAUAAGCAGUGCGGUGAUAAAGGAGACACUGAAAGUACUUCACUGCAGCCUCUAUGUAUCGGCAAAGUUCUUGAUCAGGAUUUUGCUAGUAGUGUAUCUAAGAGUUCGGGGGAAAAACCAGAGAUCUCUGAAGAAAAUAUCGAUUUGGCUGAAAUCAUCACAGUACAGUAUAAUAAAAAACAAACCAGAAAAAAUGAAAGUGCCGUAUUUACCAAUGCAGAAACAAUAGAUGAAGAACAUCUAUUUGAUGAAGAACAUGUUAAAAAAAACAGUGAAAAGAAUGAAAGUGAGAGAAAUUUUCAAGAAGAUGCUAAGAAGAAUGUUACAGAUGAUUCUCUCACCUUUGUACUGAAAGAAAGUAUACAUUUCCCCUCAGACAUCGGCAUUAAUAAGUCAGAGUUGAACAUGUUAAGAACUUCUGUGGUUUCAGGAAAUCAUGGUAGUGUUGAUGAUUUACGACACAAUUCAGUUUCGUGGACAGAGGAAUGUGCACAGCUUCCAGAACUCUGUAAAGAAUCGCUUGAUAGUCAUUUAAUAAAUGCAGAAUCAACAAAAAAUUUCUUAAUUUCUGCUCAUUUGAGUAAACAAAAUGGCAUACAAGAUCAAACUGAUCACGUGACCCGCAUCUAUGAAACGCAUGUAAUCAGAACAGAUGUUAAUUCAGAAGUUCAGGAAGUUCAAACUGUAAACGUGGAAGGUGAUAAACAAAAAAAAUUGCACUUAUCUCAGUUGAAAGAUGAUAACGACGUAUCCUAUACAGAGGAUACAGAUUGUACAAUUCAUAAAUUGGACACUCGUACAGUUUCAUACCAGAAUCCUCAGGUACGCUCCGAAUCACAUACCCACAGUGCUGUUCCUAUCUAUGAUGCAAGUAACCUUUUGGACGUAAGAAAUGUUGACAGUCCGCCUCAUGGUACAUUGUCUGAUGGCUUAAGCGAGGGAUCAAGUGACAGUGGUAAAGGAGGUAGCGAUAUUCAGUUUGGAGCUGAUUCUUUACAAACAUCGCAGGCUGAAUCGAUGAUCACUGUGUAUGAGUUUGAAAUCCCCCAAGAUCUUUGUGGUCGCUUGAUUGGACGGCAGGGAAAACAUGUCAAUUACAUUAAAAGCUGUUCGAAUGCUAAUGUAUUCAUCAAAAGACAUCUUUUCAAUCCUCGCAUGAAACUAUGUGCUAUUGAAGGUACAGAAGCAGACAUCAAAACUGCUCUACAUUUAAUUAGGAAGAAGUUUCCUCUGACUCACUAUCCCACGGUUACUCUUGUUCAAGUUAAUGUUCCUCUUACGUGUGGUAUUCCUGUACCAGAGACUUUGCAGCUUCUUCUUCCAGAAGGGGUAUCAUGUGAUACCAUUUUGUCCAGCAUGGUUACAGCUGGUCACUUUUUUCUUCAGCAGCCAACACACCCAACUUACCCAUCUUUGAGCCAACUUGACCAAUGUAUGACUACAUGUUACAUACAGGUGGACACUCCUCCCCUUCCUCAACCUGUCGAAGCAAGUGUAGUAUGUGCAGCUCCCAUGAUGGGAGGAUGGUUCAGAGCCCAGAUAAUGUAUGUACAUGAAAACAUGGAAGAGUGUGACAUCAAAUUUGUAGAUUAUGGAGGAUAUUCAAGAGUUCCAGUAUCUUCUUUGAGACAGAUAAGGAGUGAUUUUAUGACAUUGCCUUUCCAGGCAACUGAGUGUUAUCUGGCAAAUGUAAAGCCUAUAAAUGAUGAAGUUGCAUGGUCUCUAGAAGCUUGUGCCACGUUUGAAGAAUUAGCUCAAGGACAGAUUCUCCAAGCUAUGCUCGUCGCAUACGCUGAAGACGGUGUUCCAUAUGUUCAUCUGUACAGAGUUCAAGGGUUAUCGACAUUGUUCAUCAAUCGUGAACUAGUGAAUCGUGGAGUAGCACAGUGGAUUGAACAUCAGGGUUGAUUUCAUUUUCAAUUCUGUUUCCAUUAUUUUUCGCGUGCGGCAGCAUCGUUCAAAUCUUUUGUAACAAUCAACCAUGAGAGUAGCUAAUGUUUCCUGUUUAAGGUAGUAGCUGACAAGUGUGUGACGAACUCGGGUAUUCUGUCUUUGACUUAAUACUACAGAAUGUCAUUUUCAUUUCUGGUAAUUUAUGUGUGAAUCUUUUGUGAUCUAUAAUUUAUAGUAGCGUGUGGUAUAAUGGUACAAAUAGACGUUUGAAUUGUUUUUCUUUAGUUUUGGGAGUGAGAGCCUUUUUUCAUAGUUGAUGAUUUAUCUACUAGCUGAAUGGUUUUGCUUGAAUGUUAUGUAUAGUGAUUUAAAACUUUAAUUAGGAGUUAGAAUCACAAGAACUUUAACAGUGAUAAACUUUAUUAUUAUUGAGUAAUUUUGAAGUUAGCAUUCAAUAUUGUAUAGUUUGGAGUUUUAGUUUUAAACAUUUUUCCGGAAGUAACUACAAACUUGCCAAGACUUCAGCACGUUAAAGAAUUGUAGAUGUUAUUAGUUUGUAUAUUAUAGACACAGGUUAGAAUAUCAUAACAUUUUACCACAUUUUUUAUGGUAUUCAUUAUUGAUGAAAACUGAAUACUUUAUUUUCCCAAAUCAUCAAGUUUUUUCUUGUAUAGAUGAGAAAAAUUAGUGUUACAGUAUCUUUCAUUUUUGUAAUUUUUUUAUUUUUCCAAACAAAAGUAUUGAAAUCAUUUUUUGUAUGUAGUAUAAUGCAGUUUCAUGAGAAAAUGUUCCAAGAUAAAGCAGCUUACAGAUUCAUGAGAUGUUCUAAGAUAAAGCAGUUUACAGUUUCAUGAGGUGUUGUAAGGUAAAGCAGUUUACAGUUUCAUGAGAAUAUGUUCUAAGAUAAAGCAGUUUACAGUUUCAUGAGGUGUUGUAAGGUAAAACGUUUACAGUUUCAUGAGGUGUUGUAAGGUAAAGCAGUUUACAGUUUCAUGAGAAUAUGUUCUAAGAUAAAGCAGUUUACAGUUUCAUGAGAUGUUCUAAGAUAAAGCAGUUUAUAGUUUCAUGAGUAGAUGUUCUAUAAAGAAAUAGAAAUCCCAUUUGCUAAAAGCAUGAAAAUGAAUUCAAGAAAUUAACAACGUAAAGUCUGGAGUUAAAAGGUCGCAUAUAAUUUAAAAUUUGAAAAUAAUUUAUUUUUUCUCCAAAAUAUCAUUUAACCUUAAUAUGUCUGUGUUGAUAUAAACGUGUUGCUCAGUUGAGUUCAAUAAUUGUUUAGGUAAAAAUGUUCUCAUAAAAAAAAAAAGAUAUUUAAACUUACAAGCACUAAAACAAAUAUAUAGUAUAAAAUUAACUUUUG